GAUUGGCUGCCACUUGCUCGCCUGAGCGAGAUCGGCGUGGCCCGCGCUGCGCUUGUAAAAGUGCUGCCAGUUGGCUCCGGAGUAGCCACAGCUCAUUGCGCCCCGCCGCCUUCGCAGUCUCCGUGCAAACCUCGCUGCAUCCCGGGCGGCAUGUCUCAGGCUGACUUUGAAAAAGCUGCUGAGGAGGUAAAGAACCUCAAGACCAAACCCACCGAUGAGGAGAUGCUGUUCAUCUACAGCCGCUACAAACAAGCAACUGUAGGUGAUGUGAAUACAGAACGACCCGGGAUGUUGGACUUUAAAGGCAAGGCCAAGUGGGAUUCCUGGAAUGAGAUAAAAGGGACUUCCAAGGAAGAUGCCAUGAAAGCUUACAUUGACAAAGUCGAAGAGCUAAAGAAAAAAUACGGAGUAUAAGGGAGUGGAUCAGCUGCCAGCCACGCAUCUCACCUAAACUUUUAUAAUGCCUUGUUCUGUUUUUUUCUAAUGCGGUGACUCAAGUGAAGUCAUGAAAAUAACCAGUUAACCCGGUUGCCAAGGGUGCAGAGUACAGUUCUGACAGGAGAAAGUAAACUGGCCUUUGCUAAGUAGUUUUUAUCUGGAGAUCAAUUAAACGUACAUUUGUUACUAUAA
Erinaceus europaeus (western European hedgehog) is the source of this 630-nucleotide messenger RNA. It is a transcript of the gene DBI, whose product is annotated as diazepam binding inhibitor, acyl-CoA binding protein. The transcript is spliced from 4 exons. Gene Ontology annotation, biological process: fatty acid metabolic process. Lineage: Eukaryota; Metazoa; Chordata; Mammalia; Eulipotyphla; Erinaceidae. The record is from RefSeq and is a predicted model, not a curated record. Gene Ontology annotation, molecular function: fatty-acyl-CoA binding. Gene Ontology annotation, cellular component: mitochondrion. Bases 151 to 414 code for a protein of 87 amino acids.